UGUUCGUAGCCAUUCAGCUUCAGUAGACGCCCCACAUAAUAACGUUUCUGUGCUUAAAAAACAAUUUAACGUGUCAAAAAUGUUAUCUUUUUCCUACCCAGUCGGUUGUGUUGUUUACCCAGGAGUGUGGCAUACGUCAACGAAUACACUUGACUGCCACUACUAUAUUAGACGCUUUAUUUAAAUCUUUUAGUAUUUUACUGCUAAUGGUGAUGAGCUGUUAGUCUACUUCGAUGUCUUCACUUUUUUGUACAGUUAUAUUCUCUAUAAAUGAAGACCGUGCAACCACCUGGAGAAAAGAGUGAUGCAGCGAGAAGAGAUGUCACGUCCUGGGUGUCAGUCUGCCCUGGUGGCCUUUGGCAGGUACAACGGAAGUGGACAGUAGAGAGAAAGAAGGGGUUUGUGACCCCUGUUCUGGGCUCAGUGUGCAAGGUCAGGGUGCACUGCAAAGGAAGCUCUGAAAAAGAACCAGCAGCACAGCAGUCUGACCAGAGUGAAGAGUCAACAAGCCCCUCUGCAGUACAGGCUACCUCCUACCCUCGCACUCCAGAGGCUGUACUGCAGAUCCCUUUGGAGGAAUGGGUCCAGUUGCGGGUGGGGGAAGGCCAGUGUGAUGUCGUAGAGGCAUGUCUGGAUGGUAUGAAAGCAGGAGAGAUGUGUGAGUUUCAAGCGUUGCCUGUUAAUAAGGACUCCACGCCAAAGAUGAGUGGUUUCAGCUCACAGUCAGAGGAUGAAGAUGCCAGCAAAGGGGAAUGUACACCAUACCAGUGGGGCACAUACAUAUUAGAGCUCCAUUCUUUUACCCUUGGCAAAGAAUCAUGGGAGAUGACGUCUGGUGAGAAGUGGACAUGGGUGAAGUCGCACAAAGAGAGGGGUGGACAGCGGUUUGGAAAGGGAGAUAUGUGGGGGGCAUCAGACAGCUACUGCAGGGCAAUGAAGCUGCUUAUAACCUUAACAGAAAGGAGGAAUGGAAAGAAGGACAGUAAGAAGGGUGACAAAGAGGAACAAGGUGAUUCUGGUGCAGGCUCAAUGGCUGCCAUACAGGAAAGUGAAGAAGGACACGGUAAUGAGUUAGAGGCAGCCACUGAGCAGGACCAUGUCCCGACAGAAGAGGAGUACACAGGCUUGAAAGCGGAGCUCCACUCCAACCUUUCCCUCUGCCAGCUGAAGCUAAACCAGCCUGCCAAAGCCAGAGCUAGCAGCUUGAACGCCACCCAGCUGGACCCAGCAAGCACCAAGGCCUGGUAUCGACUGGGUCAGGCCAGCCUUCUGGUCGGAGAGCUGCAGGAUGCCCGUCAGGCUUUUGAGAAAGUUCUAGAACUUCAGCCCAACUCUGCGUCUGCCCGUCAGGCUUUGAAACAAGUGAACAUGAAAGAGAAAGAAGUGGACAACAAGCUAGGUCAAAGAUUAAGCAAGAUGUUCACUUAAUGUCUGUGGUUUGUGACUGGGAAUGGCUUGAAGUCUUGUCAUUGUGUCUUAUGGACAUUCCUGAAAUAUGAUUAUGUAAUGUAUAUGACAGACAUUAGUUCCACAGAGGAGUAACUCAUCUACAUCUAACAUCACUACUCCAACAAAUUACAUUGUAAAAUGUAGCCAGAAUUAUUUUGGUCUGGGUAAAAAAUGUACAGGCUUUGAUUGUGGAGAGAGAGAGAGAGAGAAAGAGAGAGAAAACCAGCGAUAACAGAAUGUCAAGUAAAGAAUAGUAUAUGCCACACUUCCAUUGUGACAUUAUUUCAUGUAAUGAUUAUAAUGACUGACAAAUCAUACAGUUGGGUUCAUACGGUUAUGAAUGCACGCUAAAGUUGACUAAAAGUAAUAAAUGCAAAUCAAACCAGCUAUUAGGCUAAAUGAAAUAAAACCAUGCCAAUCUCUUGGUGUGGUGAAGGGUACAUGUGGCUAUUUUAAUUUAUCAGGAUGCAUAUCCUGGAUCCAUGAAAUAACUGCCUUGAAAAAUAAAAAUAUGGCUGCCUUUAUGGGAAUUUAGCAUAGGGGUGUGUAUUAUGCUUCUUGUAUUUUAAGGGAGAAUAUGUAUUUUUUAUGAUUCAGUCAAAGAAAAGUGGUGUCCUUAACGGUUUGAUUUUUUCCCUUUUGUAUUGCCCUUUUUAAUCAACUUUAGCAUGAGCUCAUAAACCUGUGAGCAGUGAGCACACUGUUAUGUGCUACAUCUAUGUAAUUGAUGUAUGUUGAUAAUGACACGGGCAAACCGAUAGAUGGCGAUCCAGUAAAUUGGAGUAGCUAAGCUAACUGACUUGACUUCUGCUUGCUUCUUCAAGCAGAGCUGGCCACGGCUAGUUAACCUGAGUGACCGAUAAGUUGUAAGAGGGAGUUUCUAAAUCGGUAAGUAAGUAGUAGGCCUAUUAAUACUUUAUAAACUAAACCUUGUAAGUUUCUCAAACCGUAAGUCCAUCAAGUUACAGCGCGUAGCGCUCUGGUCUUUGUUUGCUGAAGGUUUUUGGAACACGAAAGUGAUCAUAAGGUAGAGCUAGCGUUAGCUAAUUUACUUGUAAGCUAACAUUUUCUGAUAAAUAUAUGACUUAACUGGAAUGCUUGACACUUACGGAUUAAGGUUAUGGUAUGCAGAAUGGCAAACUUUGUUGGUGUGGAGGACAUUUGUGGAAAGCUAACGUAAACGUUUAUUCGUUUUGCACAGUUAACAUUAGGUGGAAUAGGUUCACAGGGCAAGACAUGUUAUAGCCUACAUGUUACUAAAAAAAAUGUAAAAUGGAAAUAAAA
Messenger RNA from Sardina pilchardus (European sardine), 2733 nucleotides. RefSeq names its product FKBP prolyl isomerase like (gene fkbpl). The transcript is spliced from 2 exons. The record is from RefSeq and is a predicted model, not a curated record. Lineage: Eukaryota; Metazoa; Chordata; Actinopteri; Clupeiformes; Clupeidae. Bases 271 to 1428 code for a protein of 385 amino acids. Gene Ontology annotation, molecular function: protein binding.